Molecule: messenger RNA, 2497 nt
Organism: Aethina tumida (small hive beetle)
Lineage: Eukaryota; Metazoa; Arthropoda; Insecta; Coleoptera; Nitidulidae
Gene: fray
Product: serine/threonine-protein kinase OSR1
Exons: 11
Coding region: 162-1922 (586 amino acids)
Biological process (GO): protein phosphorylation
Molecular function (GO): protein serine/threonine kinase activity; ATP binding
Source: RefSeq, a predicted model, not a curated record
GAACAUGUUAUCGAAUAGCGUGGAUUUUGGGACAGCCGACGGACAUUAGAUUAUCGUUGUUGUUGGGUUCUUUAAAGCGACGGGGGAGCAAACAAUCUUAUCUGUUUUGGGGUUGAUUGUCGGACAGUAUUGUUCAGUUUUUACGACCGUUUGCUGGUGAAAUGACCAUGUUGCAGUCAGAGGACAACUUAAGAGACCAAAAGAACACCAGGAGGAGGAAAACUGGGGUUUAUAAAAUGGAGACCAACGACGAGGUUGUUUUCGAAAACAACAGGUUUCUUAGCACCUUGGCUAUUGGAAAAAGGAAAAUAUCGGAGGAACUUUUGCCGCCAGGCUCGGCCGGCAUCUUUCGGCAGCGGCCGUCACCAUUCGAACACCACUUGACACUGAGCGGGUGCGCACGCGCGGCCAAGCAUUCCUUCGGUAAUAUCGGCAACAUUCUGUCCAGAAAGAUGGCGGCGUCAACAUCACAACCGUCGAUUCCAUGGCCGAACACCAAAGACGAUUACGAACUGGGCAAAGUUAUCGGCGUGGGAGCGACCGCAGUUGUCCACGGUGCAUUUUGCAAGCCGCGCAACGAGAAGUGCGCCAUAAAAAAGAUCAACUUGGAAAAAUGGAACACCUCGAUGGACGAACUGUUGAAGGAGAUCCAGGCCAUGUCCAGCUGCAACCACGAGAACGUCGUCACGUAUUACACCAGUUUCGUCGUCAGGGAGGAGCUGUGGCUCGUUCUCAGGCUCCUCGAAGGCGGAAGUCUUCUGGACAUAAUCAAACACAAAAUGCGCGCCUCGAACUGCAAGCACGGCGUCUUCGACGAGUCCACGAUCGCCACAGUGUUACGUGAGGUCCUCAAAGGGCUCGAGUAUUUCCACAGCAACGGCCAAAUACACAGGGACAUCAAGGCGGGAAAUAUACUGCUCGGCGAGGACGGUACGGUGCAGAUAGCCGAUUUCGGCGUGUCCGCCUGGCUGGCUACAGGUCGCGACCUCUCCAGACAGAAAGUCAGGCACACUUUCGUCGGUACGCCCUGUUGGAUGGCCCCUGAAGUCAUGGAGCAGGAUCACGGCUAUGAUUUCAAGGCGGAUAUUUGGUCGUUCGGCAUCACCGCCAUCGAAAUGGCCACCGGUACAGCCCCGUAUCACAAAUACCCGCCCAUGAAGGUACUUAUGCUCACCCUACAAAACGAUCCUCCCAACUUGGAUACGGGCGCCGAAGAAAAGGACCAGUACAAAGCGUAUGGAAAGACGUUCAGGAAAAUGAUCACGGACUGCUUGCAAAAAGAGGCUUCGAAAAGACCGACCGCAUCGGAGCUGUUGAAACAUCCCUUCUUCAGGAAAGCCAAGGACAAGAAGUACCUGCAACAAACCUUGGUGGCUAUUGGGCCCAGCUUAGAAACAAGAGUGCAAAAGGCAUCAAAGAGGCAGCCGGGAGCGUCGGGCCGUUUGCACAGGAAAGAAACCGGUGAAUGGGUCUGGUCCAGCGAAGACGAGGGCGACGACGGCGCCUCCUCCGAAAGCGACACCGACUCGAAACCGAUGAACACGCUGAUUUCGGCUGGUUCAUCCGGUUCGGACCACGAGAGCAGUGAAGGUGACGCACCGCCCGUCAAUCUUGUCUUGAGAAUGAGAGAGCUUGUUCCUCAGUUCCCCACCACCAGAAAUGCGAAACGAGAAUUGAACGACAUCAGAUUCGAAUUUGCCGUGGGCAAAGAUUCGGCAGACGGCAUUGCCUCAGAACUGGUCGGCGCCGGUUUAGUCGACGGCAGGGACAUAAACGUGAUCACUGCGAACCUACAAAAACUCAUCGACACGAGGGAUAGUAACAAAGUAGUCACCUUUUCUUUGAACUCCGGAGUGAGUACACAAGAAACACCGGACGAAAAAGCUUUGAUCGGCUUCGCCCAAAUAUCAAUAAUGGACUGAAAUAGACUGGUAUUUUCUGUACGCCUCAAAAAACCCAAAAAAACUGUCUAUUGGAAUCUACUGAUCAUUGUACAUAUUGUAGAUAGUUUUUUAGACGACGAACCUGGUUUAAUUUUUUAUUCUCAACAGUGCAGAUUUUCAUUUAUUUAUUUGUUAUAGAUGUUUUAUUGAUGAGUUAUUUUUUGUUAUGUUUGUUUGUUGAGCCAUAAAUUGUCUUGCCAUCAAUAUGAUCAAUAGAUUUCAAGCAAUUGUACUUAAAUAGUUCCGCAAAACCCAUUUAUAUGUUUGUUUUGUAGUCGUGUUACAUUUUUAUUUAGAUUUGCUGUACUGUACUCUAUUCCAAUUUUCAAGAGUUAGCUUCUAAGUAAAAUAAAACAAUGCAAGUCCAAAGUUUCUAGACUAACGAUUUAGAAGCCUUGGUGCAAGCCCUUUUUGUGGCAAGCCAAUAUAGAUUUAUAGGUAUCACAGUGUAUAAACGGUAUGUAAUUUACCUUGGGUCUGGUUAAAAAUGUAUAUAAAAUAUUUAUUUAUUCCAGUAAAUGUAGAAUGCAACAAUAAAUCAUUCAGAAUCUGCA